Athene cunicularia (burrowing owl) is the source of this 3838-nucleotide messenger RNA. It is a transcript of the gene BEAN1, whose product is annotated as brain expressed associated with NEDD4 1. Gene Ontology annotation, molecular function: protein binding. The annotation marks the transcript as partial. The transcript is spliced from 5 exons. NCBI's taxonomy places the organism in Eukaryota, Metazoa, Chordata, Aves, Strigiformes, Strigidae. The record is from RefSeq and is a predicted model, not a curated record.
CACAAUGUGUCUUCAACUGACAUCUGGUUGCAAAACAAAAACAAACUGCUAUUAAGGACUUUUUUUUUUUCCAUUUUUCCCUCCUUAGUUCUUUUCUUCCAUCUUCCUCUUAUCUCUGGAAGCUCCAUCCAUAUUGGAAUAGGCAGCAAUUAUUCCAAUCUCUAUGAACAGAGCAUUCUGCCAUGUAAAAAAGAAGAACUACAGUGUGGUGACGGACUCUGUCUCUUAAACUGGCUACGCUGUCACUAUAAGAAGGACUGUGGCAGAGACUACAUGUCCAUCAAACUAACAUGCUCAAAAGUUCAUUUGAACCAGAGCAGUCCAACCAGUGAAUUCCCCAGCUACAGUGAAAAUGGAAAUGAUACCAGUUUACUUGUUUCACCCCUUCUGGUGGCUGGAGUAGUGAUUGGACUUGUGCUAUUUCUAUCCUGUGUUACAAUCAUUGUUGGCAGUCUGCGAAAGGACGGACGGUUAAGACACCCACAUCUGAGGAGAGAUGCUGUUUACGCUCCAGAUGGCUUCUCUUAUGGUGGCUCUUUUGGAGAGCUGAGAUCCACCUGCAUGGAGGAGUUUCCCCCAGCUUUUGAUUUUGGUUCCUAUCUGGAUACACUUUCUCAGGUCAACGUCAUGUAUCCUGAUUCACCACCACGCUACGAUGAAUGCGUGGGGCCAGGAGCAACACAAAUAUAUAUUCCCACAGACGAUCCCCCCCCAUAUUCUCUUACGGACCCUUGUGAAAGAAAUGAAAUAUCAAUAAACAUUAGCCUGGAAGAGGAAGCAGCAUCUGGGACUACAGGACAGGCUGCAAAUUAUGCAGUCAGGCUGCAGGACUUGGAGCAGCCUAUUUCAUCCAUCUCUUUGUCAUCUCUCACACUGGAGGCUGCUCCCCUGUAUGAGACAGUGGUGUGUGAACAGAAUAUCCCCAUCCCACUUGUUCCAAUGGAAGUACUGAAAAAUUCUUCCACUGACUAUCAGAGCCUUCUGAACCAAAUCAUGUGAAUAAGUGGCUCUCCCCUUCAAUUCUUUUAAAGAACUCAAACCAACAAAAACAUUUAAAUGGAAGAAUAAAACCUCUGAAAGUUUUACCUAUUUUAUAUCUUUAAACAGGGAUGCAAUGGGAUUUUUUUACAGUGAAUUUUGAAAGUUUACCGACUUCUCUCUUUGUGCUUCAAAGUGUUCCAUGACAUCACACAGCAUAGAAGAGCAGCAGUGACAAGCAGUGCAUCUGACCUUUUUGAAGCGUUUCAAAACACAUUGAAAUCAGCGGCUCUUAAUGUAGAUACAUGUUAUCCAGUCAAGCUUACUUGUUGAUUUUAUGAUACUUUGCAUGUUUUAGAGCAGAAGGAAAAAGAAGAGCAUUUUGUUGUCUUUGUAGGUGUCACUAGUACAUUUCAUUCAGUGUCUUGGCAACAAAGCAUUUUUUAAAUAAUUCUUUGUCUAAAUAUAUAUUUCAGUAGACAGAGACAGAACACUGCCUGCAAAACAUGACUGUCAGUACCAUAUAGGAGUAAAAGAAAAAGAGUAAUACUUUGAUAGUCACAUUUUUCCUUUAGAAAGCCUGGCCAGUACCAGACUUUCCAGACCACUGCAAAGCCUGCUGUAAGUCUUCCUCAAAAGAAACCAGCAGCAAGCGAUGGAGAGGUGGCAGUGGAUCCCCAAAGACCAAUUGGCUUUACCUAUGGAAGCUGUACUACAGCUGUGUGCAGGCCUGGCAGCUGCAUGCCCUUCCCGGGGACUUGCUCUAGCCAAAGGCAGGGCAGUGUCUGGAAGCCCAGAAGAUGCUUCAUGCCAGUUUCCAAUCGUGAUGGCAUUUUCAGGCACUAACUGGUCUCUUUCUUCAGUAAAGAGCCUGUAGUGUCACAAAGGACCUUGACCUCUAGUGGUUGCAUUAGUGUGAUGUAAAUAAUAGAUGCUGGACUUGGCAUGCACAGUAACAGAGAACCUUACUUUGUGCAGAAACCUCUUUUAUUAGGCAUGAUCCUUUUCACUGAAAUUUUGCUACUCACAAAUCUAGUCUGUGUUCAUAGACCUGGACUUCUCACACGUUCAUAUGAUAAAUGCAUACAAGUUGGAGAUGCACACUAGCAGAAACAGCAGAGGUAAACUGAAGAGGUGAGAGUUUAAUCUUGCAUGGUACAGAAGCACCCUAUCUCCACACAAGGACUAACCUACAGCUUCAACCAGUACUAGUUAGCAGUUAGUGGAGAGGGUCUUCUCCACUAAACCUCUUAGAGGUAUUUUCACUGAAAAAAAAAAAAAUUAUGCUGAUAAAAUGGACUUCAGUUUACUACCCCCACUGAAAGUUAUGUAAAAAUGAGUAUAGUAAAUAUAUAACUCUGUUUAAAAGGAAGUAUCAUUCAAAUUAUUAAAAUUGCACUUAGAUUUUCUGUAAAUACUAAAUAAUUUUCAACUGUAAUCAUCAUUCAACACUCCAAAGAUUGACACAAUUAUAAUUAAUACUUAGAUGGGAAGUAAUUAUAUGGUUCUUACUGCUGUAUAAAUUAUACCAUUACUGAGUCAUAUGCACAUGAUGAGAUAAGGUAAGUAUGUAUUUUUUGCCAAGUAGAUGAGAGUAAAUAUGUAUUUUGCUAAAAUAACAGAAUUCUUUUGCAAUUCAGCAAGAUUUUCAAUAUUCUUGGUGUACUAUACCCAAAACAACAAAAUUUCACAAUUGUGCAUUACAGAACUGCUAGCAGGCACUGCCAGAAUGUAGACUAUAUUUUACAGACAGAUCUAUUCCUCUGUAUAAAGUACUAGUGUAAACAGUUUUGUGGUAUGCAAAGUAUCCUGCAAUAAGAGGCACAAAACUAAUAGAUGAUAUGGGGCCAGAAAUGAAAACCCCACAUAGAAAUGUACCAGUCAGUUUUAUUGGCAGGAAAAUAAAAAAGAAAGCACAGAGGUUUAUUUAUGCAGAAUAGGACAUGCUUUCAUAGCUGUGUCUUCCUGCAGCUCUUGGAGACCUGCCUAGAACAGGGUAAGGCACCGGGACCAGACCCUGCUUACUUCAGUCUGCUAUUGGGGAGGUGGAGGGGGAAGUCUAAUAAAUAGAAGGCAAAUGUGAUUUUUUUUUUUUUUCCCUGAAAGUGAGUCUUUCUCUUACCUAUAACAUGGCAAACCUGAAGUCUCUUCAUAUCUGCCAGGCAAGUCUCUACUCUUAAGUAUCUGUAACAAGAGUUUCUGUGUAUUUUUGGACAUCCUUUCAACCUGCUUGGCUUUUAACCUGACAGGGAUUCAUGGCCUUCCACUAACUUUCUAUCUGUGGUUUAAAAAAGUAAAUUAAGUAGACCUCUGAUGAAAAAGAGAUUUGUAUUUUACCUUAUGAUAGAAAUGCAUUACUAAGAUUACAGAAAAUAAUCAAAGUCUUUCUUCAUUUGAUAAGAGUUACACAUCCUUAGCAUUGCAAUCUGGAUUGUGUGUAGCAGCAUUACUUAAAAACAGCUGUCUACUCCCUCUUGUGGUAUACUGCUUUAUAAAGUCGAGACAUCUAGUUAUUACACUACACAGAGUUCACGGUGAGGGACCCUCCAUCAGAAUAAUCCCAGCUUCUUUGUCACGCAGAUAUGGAAGCCAGCCAAAACACAGAUGCAUACUGUAGCAUUUUUCUAAGUUACCACUAAAUGCAUAGGCCAUGUCAUUCAUUAUAAACAAGUAUCUUUAAAAAAAAAACCAAACUGUGAAUUCAAAGUAGAGUAUGCUACAUUCCGUGAUAUCACAAUCACUUGCAAAUGUGGCUUAGAAUUUUCUGCUCAUUAAUCUUUUUAACUAGGUGACAUUCAACAAAGUUGUCGGAAGAAAGCUUAUAAAUCCAACCCAUAUACCUCCGCAAACAGACAAUACU